Haliotis rubra (blacklip abalone) is the source of this 1410-nucleotide messenger RNA. Its product is annotated as F-box only protein 39-like. Bases 31 to 1308 code for a protein of 425 amino acids. Gene Ontology annotation, molecular function: protein binding. The transcript is spliced from 4 exons. The record is from RefSeq and is a predicted model, not a curated record. NCBI's taxonomy places the organism in Eukaryota, Metazoa, Mollusca, Gastropoda, Lepetellida, Haliotidae.
GGGAUUACAUCUCCUCUCUGGGGAGGCACAAUGGAAUCUUCAUCUUGGGCGUACCUUCCGGAUACGGCUUUGAUAGAAAUAUACUGUUAUUUAAAUGACCAGGAGCGGGCAAGCAUGGCUCUUGUGUGCCGUAGCUGGCUCCGUGCAUUUCAUGCCCCGUGUUUAUGGAGGCAUCGUAGCGUGGAGCUAGGGGGGUACCGGGCAGUCAUUACUGGGGUGAGGGCGUGCAGCUUUGCUGAGCAGCACGGGAAGUACUUACGUCAUCUGAUCGUCUCUUGUAACCAUCCAUCUAACCAUACGUCCAAAGUCGUUCAGAAGAAUAUUGAAAGUUUUCUACAGAAAAUUCAAGGCUGUCGCCUCGUAACUUUUGACUUGGAAAGGUUGGAACUCGACAGAUUUUGGAAAUUUGAUAAUCUUCGAGAAAAGGUGGUAGAGAGCAUUUGCCGUUUUUUUCGAUCGCAAAGUCACAUAGAGGAGUUUGAUAUGAGUUCUGCCCAGUGUUCGCUGACUAAUGGUUGCAAGUUGCUGGAGAGCCUAGGUAAUUCUUCUGGUCAUGUUGUGAAGACUCUGGGAAUUGAAGAUUUCUUCCAUACCCGACUAGCUAUAUAUCAGGUGAAGCGGUUCAAACAAACUAUAAGUUACUUCACGGCACUCCAGGACCUGUCAAUCAACUACAGCUGUCUGUCCGAUGAUAUUUUGAACAUUCUCAACAAAAAUCUGGCGGGAAAACUCACGCGCAUUCUCAUAAAGGUUCUCAAGCCAGACCCACAUUUUCAUCGAAUUUCUGGAAGGACUUGGAAAAUGUUGAAAAGUUCGUGCCCAGAUUUGACAGUGGAAGUCUGGUUUGAGAGUAUCGGAGUGUCCACUGACGUAAUUCCUAUCCUUGUACCUGAAAUGCCUUUACAGGACAUGCAUAUGUGGAGCGGCUACGACGAUGACACUGACUGGAAUCUGUCGGAGACCAUCACCCACCUCGGAAUCCAUUAUAAGAAGACUCUUCAGAGCCUUUCUCUGGAGUUGGACAACAACCAGGAGUACAUAGAUGAUGUCCUCGUGCGCAUGCUCUCGCGCUGCACGUGCCUGCAUGAACUCACAAUCAAUGCCGUCCUGCACGUGUUCACGAUCGAGGCCAUUUGUGAGAUGAUUCAGGAGAAUAAAAUCCUCUUGCAGGUUUUGCACGUCACGGUGUGCGGCUUGACAGACAUAGAAUGGGCAGAGCUUAGCUAUCUGAGGGAGAAGUUCACACCCAUGUUGAAGGAACGGCACGUGGACUUCAAGCUACAGUCGGACCUGAUGAUUGACAGCUAAUGAUAUACCUCAGGAUGUGAUUGUCUGGGCUGUGAUAUAUACGUUAGAAGCAGACAUGUUAUAUAUUUUUAUAUCAAAUAUACCUAUGUUAUAUAUUGUUUG